Thyridium curvatum is the source of this 2937-nucleotide messenger RNA. RefSeq lists its product as uncharacterized. NCBI's taxonomy places the organism in Eukaryota, Fungi, Ascomycota, Sordariomycetes, Thyridiales, Thyridiaceae. Gene Ontology annotation, molecular function: nuclear export signal receptor activity; small GTPase binding. Gene Ontology annotation, cellular component: cytosol; nuclear envelope. Bases 1 to 2937 code for a protein of 978 amino acids. The record is from RefSeq and is a predicted model, not a curated record. The transcript is spliced from 6 exons. Gene Ontology annotation, biological process: protein export from nucleus; protein import into nucleus.
AUGGCCGUUCAGAUUGGUCAAAUAGCACAGCUACUCGAUGCGACGCUCGAUCCGCAACAGCACCGCAAAGCCGAGGCUGCCCUCCGGCAAGAGGAGAAGAAACCGCAAUUUUCCCUAAUCCUUCUCCAGAUCGUUGCCUCCGAGCCACUACCAGUCAAGACGCGGCUCGCAGCCUCUCUCUGCUUCAAGAACUUCAUCCGACUCAACUAUGUGGACGAAGAUGGCAAGUACAAGUUGCCCGAGGAUGAGGUCGCCACCAUCAAGCAAGAGCUUGUCGGUCUGAUGAUCUCCUCGCCUUCGAACAUCCAGACUCAGCUGGGCGAAGCCAUCAGCAUAAUCGCUGAUUCCGACUUCUGGGACAGGUGGAACACGCUCGUUUCGGACUUGGUGGGGAGGCUAUCCCAGACAGACUACAAGGUGACGAACGGCGUCCUUGAGGUUGCACACUCAAUCUUCGUUCGAUGGAGACCACUAUUCCGGUCGAACGAGCUCUUUGAAGAGAUCAACAACGUGCUGGCAGUGUUUGGCGAACCAUACGUCAAGAUGCUUACUGUCGCCGAUGCUCAAAUUGAAGCGAACAAGGACAACGCUGUGGCCUUGAAAGGCUGGUUCGAGACCAUGAGCCUCCUGAUCAAGCUCUUCUACGACCUCUCAUCACAAGACAUGCCGCCCAUUGUCGAAUCACACCUGCAGCCAAUCACUGGUCUUUUGCAGAAAUAUCUCUCGUACACAAACCCCAUACUUGGUGACGACGACGAGGAGGCCACGAUCAUUGAGGUUGUGAAGGCGGACAUUUGUGAGGCGCUUCAGCUUUACACGACCAAGUACGACGAGGAUUUUGGCCCCUACACCGAGCAAUUCAUAACCACUGUCUGGAAUCUGCUCUCCACAACCGGCCCUGGAAAGAGAUAUGAUCUUCUGGUCAGCCGCGCGCUCCAAUUCCUCACUGCUGUUGCCUCUUCUUCGAGACACGCAGAGAACUUCAACAACGAGAACGUUUUGGGACAGAUUGUUGAGAAGGUCAUCCUGCCAAACGUGCAGCUUCGGGAGUCGGACAUCGAGAUGUUUGAGGACGAACCGAUCGAGUUUAUCCGGCGCGAUUUGGAGGGUUCUGACACGGAUUCCAGGCGGAGAGCUGCAACCGACUUCCUGAGAAAGCUGCUCGAGAAGUUCGAGAUGCUCGUGACCCAGGUGGUCUUCAAGUAUAUCGACCACUAUCUCACCCUCGGCAAGGCCGACUGGAAGGCCAAGGAUACCGCUAUUUAUCUCUUCCUGGCCAUCGCCGCCAAGGGUAUCGUGACCGCCGCACAAGGAGUGAAGACUGUCAACCAGUAUGUCGACGUGGUUGACUUCUUCCAGAAGCAUGUCGCUUCGGAUCUCAUGGCAGCCGGAGAUGUCGAGCCCAUCUCCAAGGUUGACGCCAUCAAAUAUCUGCACAAUUUUCGAAGCCAGUUGACCAAGGACCAGUGGCAAGCUGCAUUCCAGCCAUUGAUUCAGAACAUGGCAUCUACCAACUAUGUCGUCUACACUUAUGCGGCUAUCGCUGUGGAGCGUGUGCUGUACUUGACAAACGAUGACGGCGAGCACCUGUUCGCUCGGGCAGAUAUCGAACCGUUCGCCAAGGACUUGCUCGACCACUUGUUCAGCCUCGUGGAGAAGGACCCAAGCCCCGCAAAGCUGCAAGAGAACGAGUUCUUGAUGCGCUGUAUCAUGCGUGUUCUCAUUGUGCUCAAAGAGGGCGUUGCUCCCAUUGUGGAUGGAGUCCUCAACCAUCUCAUCACCAUCACCAACAUCAUCAAGGCCAACCCGAGCAACCCUCGAUUCUACUACUAUCACUUUGAGGCUAUCGGAGCCCUUACCAGGCAAGUUCUAGACCGCGUCGAGUCCCCCCCCCCCCCUUCCUUGCUAACAUCUCACAGAUAUUGUGGUUCAACGAUGGAGCAACAAUUGGAGACGCGCCUCUGGGAACCGUUCUCGUACAUCCUCAACGAGGACGUAUCUGAAUUCGUCCCAUACGUGUUCCAGAUCCUCUCCUCCCUCCUUGAGAGCAAUCCUUCGAGCCCACUCCCUGAGAACUUCAAGACGCUAAUCCCGCCGCUCUUGAUGCCAACUAUCUGGGAGACUAGAGGCAACGUCCCUGGCUGCACUCGAUUCCUUUGCGCAAUCGUUCCUAAGGCUAGAGAUGCUAUUGUUGCGGAGAAUCAACUCGAAUCCGUUUUGGGCAUUUUCCAGCGACUUAUCACAAGCAAGCGCAACGAGCAGAAUGCAUUUGACCUGCUAGAGUCCAUUGUUGCCGCCAUUCCGGCGGCAUCUCUGGAUGCGUACUUCGGCAAAAUUCUCGAGCUCCUUUUCACGAAGCUCCAGGCCAACCCUUCAGACUCCUUCAAGACGCGCUUUGUUCGCUUCUACCAUCUUGUAUCCGCAAAGGGUGUUGAAAACGGGCUUGGCGCGGAUUACUUCAUCAAGCAUUCCGAGGCUCUUCAGGCGAACGUGUUCACUCCCAUUUAUCUCAACAUUAUCCUGCAGACUACAGGCCAGUUUGCCCGCCCGGUGGACCGCAAGCUUGGUGUCAUCUCAUACACCAAGACGCUAUCUGAUUCGACUGCGUUUGCACAAAAGUACCAAAAGGGUUGGGGUUUCACCUGCAAUGCUCUUCUCGACUUGCUCAAGAACCCUCCCCAGGUUGCCACCGGUGCUGGAGACGAGAUCGUCGCCGAGGCCGAUGUCGAUGAUAUCGGAUUUGGUGUAGGCUACACUCCUCUCAACACGUGCAAGAAGGGCUCCAGGGAUGAUUUCCCGGCUAUCGAGAACGUGCAGCAGUGGGUGAGUCAAUUCCUGAAGGAGGCGAAUGCAAGACACGGCGGUGCCAUUGCGGGCUACAUCGACCAGCGUCUGCAGGAUAGCAGCAAGCAAGCGCUUGCGCCUUACCUGCAGUGA